Molecule: messenger RNA, 1369 nt
Organism: Porites evermanni
Lineage: Eukaryota; Metazoa; Cnidaria; Anthozoa; Scleractinia; Poritidae
Source: the annotation of a GenBank genome assembly
GUAUACAGAACUAAACAGUGAGCAAUCCGUCAUGAUCUCAGCUUACUUCUUAUUGGCUGCCACAGUCUACACAGUGACGUCAGCAGCCAGUAUCUCAUCCAAUGAUGAUGGUAAGAAUAAACAUGGUUAUUGCCUGACCAGACUUUUACGACUGUACUUCUUAAUCCUCUAAUGAAAAUACGAGGGACUUCUCCUAUUAAAAACGUCGAAAGCCCGACAAUCAGCCACAUGAGAAUACAAAUUGUCGACAGGUGUCGAGGUAAAAUUUAACUUCAUCUUUAAAAUAUUUUUAAGUUAAGUAAAUUGUUUUGUUUUCGUUCAAAACCCGGCUCGAUACUCAAUCAGUCUGAUUACAGAAUUUGUGAUAGUACUGACGCUACAGCCGCAUUCCUUGCGACCACCCUGUAAGCGACCAGCUCUAUUUGAACUGAGAGUAAACGCUUUCUUGAGGGAAGGAUUAGAAUCUGUGACAUCUGUGAUGAUGAUAACGGUGGAGUGCUCCUCAAACAUACACUGGGUUAUCGAGCCAACUGGGAGCCGGUCACUUAUUCAGUUUGUUAUUUUACAUUUAAACAACAAUACCACAAUAACAACAGCCGUUAGAGGAUGAACAUAUGAAAGUUAGUCUAUAAAAGUAAAUAUUACUAAUGUUGAAAACUUUCAUGCAAAGGCGGUAGCUCGGCUAUUUCCGAGUUUUCGCAUGGUGUAUGAAAUCUUCUGCCGUUUUCUCCAGCUGUGCUGCUUGCACUAACAGAACAGCCAAGCUAUCGCACAAUGCUUCUGCCUUAUUUGCCAAUAUCAAUAAGAUUGACGUGAAUCGAACUGAUAUGGGUAAAUAUCUUAGAAAUAUGUCAUCUCCGAGUUCCAGAAACCAGGAUAAGUGCAAAACUUUUCAGUCUUGUGAAAAUUAGUUUUGCUUGCAAGAGAAUAAAAAAUCAUUUUCAUAUCAAUGGCUUUGCGCUUAGCCAUACCAAUCAGAAACGAAGAAAUAUCUUGAAUGAAAAAUAGAAAAAUAAAGAUGAAAAUCUCUAGUGUAAAAUAACUUAUUAUAAACUAAUGAAAUAUUUUAAUCUCCAUUCCACGUUUUUUUUCUCUUCAUUAUUCACCAGCGUUUUGUUUGCACGAGGGUGCAAAAUUCUACCCGGGUGAAAAGGUGGUCCUUCAGGAAUGCCAAUAUACGUGUCAAUGUGCAGCAAGUGAAGAGUAUUCAUUCUUCAUGUGUGAACCGCUGUGCACAAGGCCUUAUGAUUUCAUGUGCGCUAAUGGUGCAGAUCCCGUAGAAAAGAUGGAGGAAAGUUCGGUGCCGGGUUGCAAGUGCCCUAAAUAUUACUGCCCCGAGACGCUCUCCAUGGCACAUCUUAUAGAGUAU